AUAAAACUUUUUUUUGGAUUCUUCUCUCGCCGCCUGCAGCGCACGAAGUGGGUCUCCUGCUGUGUUAUACUCCUUUAUCCGCAGACAGCCCCAGCCAAGCGUGGUUAAUAUGGCUGAUCGCAGGAGAUAAAGUGCGUGUUCAUUCAUUUUAUCGGCGGACGAAGAACUGUGCUUUAACAGGAGAUCGUUUUAGAAAUGAAGUACAUGAGACGGAGACCCUGGAUGUGGAGGAAAGCUUGGGAUAUGCAGAAAUGCUUGUGCCUAUUUUCAAAUGGGAAUUUGGAUUUACUGCAAGACAUGUACACUGAUAAAUCUGUUUAACUACAGUCAAAACCUGGAAAAGGGGCUAAGGAUGAGGUCCUGUGCCAAAUCAAUGCUUCCGUCUCAGUGGCUGUUCCUGGCAUAUGUGUUAAUGGUGUGCUGUAAAUUGUUGUCCGCGACUAGCCACCAUCCCCGGGGGCACCCAGGCCACCACCAAGUUAAGCAAGGGACGUGCGAAGUGGUGGCAGUGCAUCGGUGCUGCAACAAGAACAGGAUUGAAGAGCGGUCGCAGACGGUCAAGUGCUCCUGCUUCCCAGGUCAGGUGGCUGGCACAACAAGAGCGCAGCCCUCCUGCGUUGAAGCUGCCAUUGUCAUCCAGAAGUGGUGGUGUCAUAUGAACCCUUGCCUGGAUGGAGAAGACUGUAAAGUGCUUCCAGAUUACUCAGGUUGGUCAUGCAGCAGUGGAAACAAAGUCAAAACUACCAAGGUGACACGGUAGCAAAAUGUAAACACGUGCCAAAGUUGGACCGAUGGGAUUUACGGCUGCAUUGCCCAGAGACGUUCAUUUUGUGGGAAAAAAAGCAUCAAGUCUGGACUGCCAACUUUUCAAAACAGCUGGCACAAACUUGAGCAGUGCUCCUUUUUAACAAGGAGACCACACUUCUCAGUCUAUGACUUUCUUACAAAGAGUGGAAUACAUUUUAAAGACGGAAACUCCGAGUCUAACCCUUUCAUGCUCAAGAUGAACAUCUGUAACCAGAACUCCUUCCAAAGUGCAACAGAGAUCUCCAGGACUUUUAUUCAUGACUUUGUAAAUCCUGAAACCUUGAU
Lacerta agilis (Sand lizard) is the source of this 1092-nucleotide messenger RNA. It is a transcript of the gene TAFA4, whose product is annotated as TAFA chemokine like family member 4. Lineage: Eukaryota; Metazoa; Chordata; Lepidosauria; Squamata; Lacertidae. The record is from RefSeq and is a predicted model, not a curated record. The coding region runs from base 272 to 760 and encodes 162 amino acids. Gene Ontology annotation, molecular function: receptor ligand activity. The transcript is spliced from 6 exons.